Messenger RNA from Cooperia oncophora, 1299 nucleotides. Lineage: Eukaryota; Metazoa; Nematoda; Chromadorea; Rhabditida; Trichostrongylidae. The record is from the annotation of a GenBank genome assembly.
AUGUGCUUCUAUGUUCAGAAAAUUUCAGUAUUAUUUCUAAGCGCCAUGUUCCUAACACUACCGUUGUCGAGGCUAUUCAAAUUGUACACGCAUGGCUUCAGUUUAUUGAUAUUUGCCUUUGCACACUAUAUGUCAACGACAUAUGUGAAUCUUGAACAGAACAGCGAGGAUAAAGAGCUGAAACUUGACGAUUUCGUCAAGCUGGAAAGGCAUGGAUUUCACUUUUUGGCCCAGCACAUUCUACGUUUUUCAGCUCAUAAUGUCGCGUGUUCACUGGUGAUGUUGUUUAUCUGCAUAUAUGUUUUAAACCGUGUGCCAGAUAUGGUUCACGGAAUGCGAACAGCGUUCCGGCAAGGUCAAGGCAAUUUUUGUUCUUGUCCGUUGUUAGCUCGUGGAAGAACAUGGCGAGAAGCAGGUCCAGCAUUACUUGCUAGUAUUGCGGAGAGCACCAACACACCAAUUUCUUUACUUGCUCUUGCUUUGACGGUUUCUUUCGUGUGUAAAUGGGUUGUCGAUGGCGCUCAAGUGGUCAUCGGUGGACGUCGCGAUCACGGACAUGUGCUUGCUCAUUCAGGGUAUACUGAAGCAUUGACGCUUGUCCUGUUAUGUCUGCAGACUGGAUUGCUCGGCAUGAAAACUGAACAAAAAGCUUUCUUGCUCGGCCUUGUCUUGUUCAUUGUGAUGUCAGCACUACUACAGUCGUUAUACGAGUUGCUUGAGCCUCAGUUGUUAUCUUUGGCUGCUUCUCCAUCAGCAUCUCGCGGCCGGCAUAUUCGAUGUUUGCUACUUGCAGCACAUCUUUUCGUGGCACCGAUCACUAUGGCUUGUGCCAUAACAGCUUUUCUGCCAAUUGAUUUGUGGUGUGUUAUUAUUGUGUCUAAUUGUGUGCUAACAACUAUACAUGCGGCAUCCUCAACUGUUCAGUAUGCCAUUGGAAUGAUUGAGUCGCGUUCGACGGAACCGUGGGAACACAGCGACGAUCUGAUGUUCUGGACACGAAUGGUGACUAAGGUUUUCGAGCUUUCCAUAGCCCUGAUUGUGCUUGUCUAUGGCAUCGUCUUCACCAUAUCUGGGAACUGGACAUUGGCUACUAUAGCAGUAUUGGUCUUUCAUGUAAUAUUCAAUAUCUAUAGAAGGAUGGAAACACUGCUAGGAUCAAUGACUGCUCGGCAGGCUGCGGUAAAAAAUAUCAACCGUCUGGCCCGUGCUAGCAGGGAAGAACUGAAGGGUAUGCUGAAUGAAAGGCUUAUGCUAAUUUAUAGGGUCUUAUCCGAUGCAAUUAUACUAUCAAAUGCCUAA